Messenger RNA from Oncorhynchus masou masou (cherry salmon), 6366 nucleotides. Its product is annotated as transcription factor E3-like. Gene Ontology annotation, cellular component: nucleus. Lineage: Eukaryota; Metazoa; Chordata; Actinopteri; Salmoniformes; Salmonidae. Gene Ontology annotation, molecular function: DNA-binding transcription factor activity, RNA polymerase II-specific; RNA polymerase II cis-regulatory region sequence-specific DNA binding; protein dimerization activity. The transcript has 10 exons. Gene Ontology annotation, biological process: regulation of transcription by RNA polymerase II. The record is from RefSeq and is a predicted model, not a curated record. Bases 657 to 2039 code for a protein of 460 amino acids.
AUUUUUUUGUAACUCUUCGGAUGCCUCUCUCUCGGGGCUGUAGCCUACGCAGCUAAAACGAUUUAACAAGGUUUCUAGUGUAUGAUGGUCAUUCUUUGAUUUCGUUUAUAAUUAUCGUUUGAUCGCUGAGGCUUGAUUUUUUUUCUUCUUUUUUUUCAACGGGAAAUAGUUGAAUGUUGAUGACGUUCCAUGUAUUUCCUCGGUUGAACCGGUGAGCGGGGCAGGAGCCUCCUCUUCUGAGCUGUCAACCUGGCUUCCUGUUCUACAACAUUAUAAAACGAGGACAUUUAUUGUUUUUGACAAAGUAAUUGUUGUUCGUCAUAUUGAUUUCUGCGUAAACUGAAACGUUUUUUUUUUUAUCGAAUUCUGAGGAUAUUGGCCUUUUUUCCCACCAAGGACCGACAUGGAUUUCCAUCGCUCGGUUCCAGGCUAACACGGGAUAUCACUUGUCUUUCUCCUAAAAGCUAAAGCUAUUCUUUGAUUUAUUUAUCGUGUGGAGCCCCUCCUACCUGAGUCGGGGAUAGAGGCGGACAUCGAGGAUCUAGAGCAUCCUCUCUUCAGACUCUGAUACCUUCUACCAGCUGUAAAACCAGCCCAUCACUCUGAGCCUGUCUUCACCCCCCUCUGACACGGCGUCUCCCUCCACCGGGUCGGUGAUGACGUCUCGGGUGUUGAUGAGGCAGGAGCUGAUGCGCCAGCAGGCCAGGGACCAGGAGAGGAGAGAGGCCCAGCGGCAAGUCUCCUCGGCCCAGUUACACACCACCGACUCCUCCUCAGCCAUCUCCAUGGCCCCAGAGCAUACCGAAGCCCGACCACCCUCUGUUCAGGUUCCUGUGGAGGUCCUCGAGGUUCAGACCUACCUGGAGAACCCCACUAAGUACCACCUCCAGGCCUCCCAGAGACAGCAGGUUAAACACUACCUCUCCUCCACCGUGGGGAACAAACUGACCAAUCAGACGCUGGGCGCCUCCCCCUCACCUCACUCCGGAUCCGCCCCCGAGCUCCAGCCUGCAACCAGCAGCUCUCCUAGCAGCCCAUUGGCUGUGCUCAGCCUGAGCUCCAAUAAAGAGGAGAUGGAAGAUGUGAUCGAUGGCAUCAUCAGUUUUGAAUCCGGUCUCAACGAUGAGUUCUUUCAGUUGAUCGACCCUGGACUACAGCUAGCCAACACGCUGCCGGUGUCAGUGAACAUGCUGGAUGUGUUCAGCAGUGGAGGGAUGGCUGCUCCUAACAUCACCGUGUCCAACUCCUGUCCUGCUGACCUGCACACCGUCAAGACUGAGUUAACCAGCACCGUGGUGGAGGCUAAAGCUAUGAUGAAGGAGCGACAGAAAAAGGACAAUCAUAACCAGAUUGAGAGACGGAGGAGGUUCAACAUCAACGAUCGCAUCAAGGAACUGGGAGCUCUCAUUCCCAAAUCUAGUGACCCACCCCCCUGCUACGGAGACAGGGAGACGCGUUGGAACAAGGGCACCAUCCUGAAGGCGUCUGUGGACUACAUUAGGAGGCUGCAGAAGGAGCAGCAGAGAGCCAAGGAGGUGGAGACCAGACAGAGGAAACUGGAGCACAGCAACCGCAGCCUACUGCUACGUAUACAGGAGCUAGAGAUGCAGGCCUGCCUCCACGGCCUCUCCACCCCCGCCUCCUCCUCCCAGGGCUCCUCCUCCUCACACCUCAGCCUAUCACAAUCCCUGGACCCCAGCACGGGCGACGCCCUCUCCAAGACCCUCCUCUCCCUGAGUGGUGGCCCAGGCCUUCAGGCCACCUCCCCCUCCCUUCUGUCUCCACCCCCCUCGGCCUCACCGGUUGGCCUGAUGAACAUGGCUUCUCCUCUGGGCUUCUCUGAGCUGGACGACCCUUCUGCCGCAGCCUUCCACUCCUCCCUGCUACCGGACAUGGGUCUUGGGGACAUCUUGAUGGAGCAUGGGGGGAUAGGGAUGUCCCCGGUGUGGGUCCGAGAGCCCCUGCUCUCCUCCAUUUCCCCAGGAGUCUCCAAGACCUCCAGCCGCAGGAGCAGCUUCAGCAUGGAGGAGGACUUGUGACUGAGUUAAAGGACCCUACCCCUUACACUGCUAGGCAAGAGCAGCUUCAUGCAUGGAGGAGGACUUGUGACUGAGUUAAAGGACCCUACCCCUUACACUGCUAGGCAGGAGCAGCUUCAGCAUGGAGGAGGACUUGUGACUGAGUUAAAGGACCCUACCCCUUACACUGCUAGGCAGGAGCAGCUUCAGCAUGGAGGAGGACUUGUGACUGAGUUAAAGGACCCCUUACACUGCUAGGCAGGAGCAGCUUCAGCAUGGAGGAGGACUUGUGACUGAGUUAAAGGACCCUACCCCUUACACUGCUAGGCAGGAGCAGCUUCAGCAUGGAGGAGGACUUGUGACUGAGUUAAAGGACCCCUUACACUGCUAGGCAGGAGCAGCUUCAGCAUGGAGGAGGACUUGUGACUGAGUUAAAGGACCCCUUACACUGCUAGGCAGGAGCAGCUUCAGCAUGGAGGAGGACUUGUGACUGAGUUAAAGGACCUCUUACACUGCUAGGCAGGAGCAGCUUCAUGCAUGGAGGAAAGCCUGUGACUGGGCUGAGUCCAAAACCAACCCCUAGACCAGCAUUUCCCAAACUCGGUCCUCGGGAUCCCAAUGGGAUGCACGUUUUGGUUUGUGCCCUAACACUACACUGAUUCAAAUGAUCAAAGCGUUAUGGUUAAAUUAGUAUUUCAUUCCACUGUGUAGUGCCAGGGCAAAAACCAAAACGUGCUUUCCUUAGGAUCCUGAGGACCGAGUUUGGGAGACCCUUCCCUAGACCCUGGCUCCUAACUUUUAGACCCUGGCUCCUAGACCCUGGCUCCUAGACCCUAGACCCUGGCUCCUAGACCCUAGCUCCUAGACCCUAGACCCUGGCUCCUAGACCCUGGCUCCUAGACCCUGACUCCUAGACCCUAGACCCUAGACCCUGGCUCCUAGACCCUGGCUCCUAGACCCUAGACCCUGGCUCCUAGACCCUAGACCCUGGCUCCUAGACCCUGGCUCCUAGACCCUGGCUCCUAGACCCUGGCUCCUAGACCCUGGCUCCUAGACCCUAGACCCUGGCUCCUAGACCCUGGCUCCUAGACCCUGGCUCCUAGACCCUAGCUCCUAGACCCUAGCUCCUAGACCCUAGACCCUGGCUCCUAGACCCUGGCUCCUAGACCCUAGCUUCUAGACCCUGGCUCCUAGACCCUGGCUCCUAGACCCUGGCUCCUAGACCCUACCCCUAGACCCUGGCUCCUAGACCCUAGCUUCUAGACCCUAGCUCCUAGACCCUGGCUCCUAGACCCUAGCUCCUAGACCCUGGCUCCUAGACCCCAGCUCCUAGACCCCGGCUCCUAGACCCUGGCUCCUAGACCCUAGCUCCUAGACCCUAGCUCCUAGACCCUAGCUCCUAGACCCUAGCUCCUAGACCCUAGCUCCUAGUAAUUGUUUAAGACACAAGGUUAAUUGUAGAUCAGUCAGUCUGCAAUGUAGUUCACCUGGAACACGACUUAAGGCCUAUCAGAGGACUGGGGUGGAGCCUCCACAUACUAUGCAUGGCCCCGUCCAUCAAUCACAGAGUCGUGGUCAAAGGUCUUAGUUUAGUCGAGGAUUUGCAAAACUCCAGUCCCCAGGUUUUCCAGAAAUCCUGUCAGUAAGGUUCCAGAAUUCCUGUCAGGCUGGUUCCAGAAUUCCUGUCAGGAAGGUUCCAGAAUUCCUGUCAGAAAGGUUCCAGAAAUCCUGGCAGGAAGUUUCCAGAAAUCCUGUCAGGAAGGUUCCAGAAUUCCUGUCAGAAAGGUUCCAGAAAUCCUGUCAGGAAGGUUCCAGAAUUCCUGUCAGAAAGGUUCCAGAAUUCCUGUCAGGAAGGUUCCAGAAAUCCUGUCAGGAAGGUUCCAGAAAUCCUGGCAGGAAGAUUCCAAAAAUCCUUAAAAAAGGGGUCAAAAUGAAUUGCAGACUAUGUGAGAGUAGAUGAAACACGUUAAAUAUACAUGAAGCUAUUUUUAUGUCUGUUAUUUUCAGGAGUUGUCCAUCCCUGGUCUUUAUCAUAGAAAAGGAAACAGGAGUUGGGGAAUAUUGUUUCAAUGAAACAACAGAUGGUGUGUUCAGAAAGCCACAAUUAUUCAAUUAAAAAACAUUAUUUGUAUGUAUGUAUGAUGAGACCUCAGCAUUUGUGAAACUCUGCAAAACAAAAAGGGAUGGCAUUAUUCUGUGUUGAAACAGCAAGAUUAACUGUCUGUGUAUCCCAAAUAGCAACCUAUUCCCUACAUGGUGCACCUCUGGAUACUACUGGAGUGCAGUAUAGAGGAAAUACGGUGCCAUUUGGGAUACAUGAUAGUGCAGCACUUUUCAUUGGUAGACAUGUGCAGUCGUAUGCUUCUAAAGAGUCCCACAGGAAAACCAGUCUGAGCAGCCAGCCAUAUAGUAGACUAAACAGUUACUGUGUUUGUAGACCCAAUGUUCUGUUGUCUUCAACAACAAGACAGUUAAGAGUAAACUAACCCUGAACUUCAUCACUUCCUGUUCCUGGCCUGGCUGGGGUCAAUUCAGUUCAAUGAGUUGAAAAAAAGAAAAAACGAACAGAAUGUAAUGAGAAUGUUUUUUAUUUUUUUAUUCAUGAAUUCCAUUUUUUCAUUCUCUUCUUAGAUUUUACAGAUUGAAAAUGGAAUUGACCCCUAACCCUACUGUCAGUCACUAAACUGCAGUAGUUUGGCUGUUAUAAGCACUUAUAAAGGUGUUAUGAGUGCUUAUACGCCCCAUGUAUCUACAUUACCAGACAACAGUUUUAGAACACCUACUUUUUUUUCUUUUUCUUUUUUUACAAUUUUCUACAUUGUAGAAUAAUAGUGAAGACAUCAAAACUAUGAAAUAACACAUAUGGAAUCAUGUAGUAACCCCCCCAACAAAACGUGUUAAACAAAUCAAAAUAUAUUUUUAUAUUUGAGAUUCCUCAAAGUAGCCUCUGGUUUGCCUUGAUGACAGCUGUCCAAACCUAUUGGACUGGUACUGUAUACGGUGUAAACACAUGGGACGCGACAAUAAUGGAAUAAGAACCAGGUCUGUUGUGUUGUGAUUUUUUUUUUAAAGGCUGACAUUCUAUAUAGCCUGGUUCCAGGUCUGUUUGUUUGUGCUGUGUAAAGUAGCAAAACGGCACAAAGCAAUCUGGGACCAGGCUAGAUGUUUUAAAUUUGAUGUAAGGUAUUUGGUAUUGGUAUUUAUUAGCCGUUGCGAAAGCAGCAACUAGUUUUCCUGGGAUUUUUAUUUCCAGGGAUGAGGUGAUAGGAUCAUUUAAACUGCUAAAAGGAUGCACCUUACAAUAACAAAAGGUUUCUUUCAGCUGCCAUUCAUAUUAUAACAGAUGCUUAACACUGGUUUCAGGUUGCAAUCCAGGCUAAUGCUUGUAUAAUAGAUAAUAAUAUGCCACGUUUCUUUGUCACCUGUGUGUAUAUAUAUUUUACGUAUGGGUGGUCCCAGACAUGGGGCGGCAGGGUAGCCUAGUGGUUAGAGUGUAGGGGAGGCAGGUAGCCUAGUGGUUAGAGUGUAGGGGCGGCAGGGUAGCCUAGUGGUUAGAGUGUAGAGGUGGCAGGGUAGCCUAGUGGUUAGAGUGUAGGGGCGGCAGGGUAGCCUAGUGGUUAGAGUGUAGAGGCGGCAGGGUAGCCUAGUGGUUAGAGUGUAGAGGAGGCAGGGAGCCUAGUGGUUAGAGUGUAGAGGAGGCAGGUAGCCUAGUGGUUAGAGUGUAGAGGAGGCAGGUAGCCUAGUGGUUAGAGUGUAGAGGUGGCAGGGUAGCCUAGUGGUUAGAGUGUAGAGGUGGCAGGGUAGCCUAGUGGUUAGAGUGUAGAGGUGGCAGGGUAGCCUAGUGGUUAGAGUGUAGGGGCGGCAGGGUAGCCUACUGACUUUCCUAGUAAAAUAAAGGUAAAAUAAAAAAAUAAAAAACAUUGAACCUACAACCCUGGCAUUACAAGAGCCAUGCUCAACCAACCUGAGCUACAAAUAACCACAGGUUUGAACACUGGCUGUAUGUGGCCACACUGAUGACUUCUACAUAACAUGAUGAGUCUGCUUUGAUUUUGUAGAGGAAACAAGUUGUUUUACAAGUUGUAGAUUACAAUUUUUAUUCACCUGGAAUCUUUCUCCUGUUGUAGCUGUACAUACCGAUAUUUGAUCUAAUCUCUCUCCUGUUGUAGCUGUACAUACCGAUAUUUGAUCUAAUCUCUCUCCUGUUGUAGCUGUACAUACCGAUAUUUGAUCUAAUCUGUCUCCACUUGUAUCUGUACAUACCGAUAUUUGAUGUAAUCUGUCUCCACUUGUAGCUGUAUCUACCGAUUAGUGAUGCACCGAUAUUACAUUUUUUGGCCAAUACCGA